AUGAAGCUGAUGUUGGUUGUGUUUUGGAUGAUAGCGGCGGCCAUGGCGGCAUUAGUCGGCCCGCUCCCGCCUACCGAAGACCCGUUCUACCAACUCCCACCAGGGUUCGAACAGGCCAAGCCCGGUGAUAUCUUGAAGUCAAGACCGACGCCUGCCCCCAUCCGAUCGGUACUUCUCCCGGCCAAAGUGAAAUCGGCCACUCAGUACCUUGUGCGCUCUACUGACCAGCACGGUAACCCUACUGCCUUUGUCACCACGUUGAUCAAGCCGUUUAAUGGCGAUCUGAGCAAAUUGGUAUCGUUUCAAACCGCUACCGACUCGUCCGACCCUAAUUGUGCUCCCUCCUACUCAAUCUUAGCUGGAGCGGAUAUUACCACCAUUGAAACUCAAGUAGAGUUUCUCCAGGUGCAAUUGUUGCUUGACAAAGGCUACAACGUCGUGUGGCCCGAUUUCCAAGGCCCCACCUCUGCUUACAUUAUGGCUAAGAUGGGGGCUUACGCCACGUUGGAUUCGAUUCGGGCCGUGUUAAACCAAACUCUGGGCAGUGGUAUUGAUGCUGACGCUCGUACCGUGUUGUGGGGUUACUCUGGUGGCUCUCAACCCUCAUCGUGGGCUCUGGCUCUCCUUGAGGAGUACGCGCCAGAUUUGAAAGAUAUCGUUGUCGGUGCCACUUUUGGUGGUACCGUAGCUGACAUCAAGGCCGUCGCUAAGAAGAUUGACGGUACCGUGUACGCUGGGUUCCUCGUACAAGCGGUGGCAGGUAUUAUAAAGACCUACCCUGAAGUGUCCGACUUGUUUAACCAGGAACUUUCCACGCAAAAAGUAACGUUUUUGGACCAGGCGUAUAACCUCUGUAUGAUUCCUACCUUGGUUGUCUACGGGUUGCAACGGGUAUUCUCGGCUCCCUUCCAGUGGGCUAAAGACGGCUGGGCCGUGUUUGACAACCCUCUCGUCAAGACCGCUGUCGAUGAGAAUACGUUGGCUAACCUGGUCAACCCUCAAAUACCCCAGAUCCCCAUCUUCAUGUACCACGGGACCAACGACGACGUCAUUCCGUUUGCGGAAAACUCCGAACGGAUUUAUAACCUGUGGUGUCCUCAAGGAGCUAACAUCGACUUUGCCGUCGACCUCACGGGGAUCCACGUCACUACCGCCGUCACCUCGUUGCCUGCUGCCUACAAAUUCAUUGACGAUCGUCUCCACAACCGUCCUUUCCAAACCGGAUGUCGUCGCCGGGACUGGCUUUCUAACGCCCUUAUCCCCGGCACCGACCCCACGAUUAUUCCCUUAGUGGUGUCGACAUUGUCUCUGUGGCUUGGUGUCCCCAUCGGGCCACUUUUGGAUAACCCCGGCCUGGCGGACCUGCAAACAAUCAUCCAGAAGUUGGGCGGGCUUGCGGGUGCUCCCAAUCCCACCAGCUGCAGUAAAGACAAACCCAAGUGUGAGUAUUGCACGGCUCAGGGCAAAGAGUGUGUUUAUGAAGACACCCCGGCCCCUGCUACCAAUCGCAAGGUAAAGAAACCUCCCCGCAAGCCCCGGGCACGGGCCAAAGGCCGGUCAGUGAUCAAAUUGACGUCGCCUCCGCAACAUGAACCCCAGACGCCCCCAGACGACGACGUCGAGCUGAUCAACUUUGAUAACAUUCCCACCGUAUUGGAAGACGCCCUGUGGUUGAGCCAAAUGGUACCGCUACUGCCGCUAGCCUCAACUAAAGGUGAUGUCAACGAUAACGUGAGACGGUUGCUCUUAGUGGAGGAAGCGUUGGUGUCGCUAGACCAACUCUCUCCCCGCGCACCCGACGUCGUGCACUCCCCCUUAAACAACUUCAUGUUGAGUUUGAACAGUGUCCAGCGCCACCUAGACGUGUCGCUGUUGGAAGUCCGCUUACUCCAUUUCUUUAAUGUGUGGAGUCAAAAGACGCUUUUCCAAAGUCGAGAUAAGAUUCAGGUGGAGCUUUGGACGAGAAUAUUACCGCUGUUGUUCAAUUCGAGGGAGCUUGUGCGGAAAGCAGUGUGUGCGUUUCUGGCGAUUGCCCUCUUAGCGCAACUGCAUCCGGGGUUUUUGCUUGAUGACCACUACGCCGCUUCCGACUCGGCGAAGAAAUUAUUCCAAUUCGGGAUGGAUAGCUUUGGGAAACUUGUCGAGUACAUUUUGCUCGGGUUGGCUCGGAUUAAUCUGGAUGAAGAAGUGUCGAUUGAGGAAUUGCAGGCACUAUUUUUAGGGCAGACGAUGAUGUUCGCCACCCUCGCGUGUCUGCUGCGAAAACUGCUACCAGCAGUCGACUUCGAGACUCGCAACGACGUGCUUUCAAUCGCUCGGGGUUUACUGGCGACGCUACAUCGGUGCAGCAGUAAGAUGUGUCAUGGUGUGUUAGGGGAUAUCGUCGACAUUGUCAAAGCCACCGAGAUCCUGGCCAAUACCCCAUUGCCUCUGGAGCUUGGCGAGGAGUCGCCGUUGAUGUCGGUACCUCUUUCUCUGCCCACUUCGCUGCCCCUUACCGCCAGCGCCGCCACCCCUACCGAGUACCCCAUCAGUGAGCACGUGAUGCGAGAGCUCGAGAAGGCGGGCUACGACGAUGCCACCACCGCUACCCUUCGCCAGGCACUACGAGUGUUCAAUUUCUGUAUUCGUCAGAGCAUCGAGUACACGUCGCCGGUGCCGUUUUGCCGAUUCCUCGCCCUCUGCGAUGAUAGUCUCCGCGAGCUCAUAUACGCCAAGCAGCCGCUUGCCCUCGCGUUCAUGGCCAUCGUCAGUGCCAUCUACUUGAUGACCCGCAACUGGUUCCAUCGCAAACUCAACAUCUGGGUCGACUACCUCGAGUGGUACCGGUGGUACCAGCCGGUGCCCUACCCGUGGGAGAUCGCGAUGUACCGUGUUGUCCUCGACUAUGAGUACACCAUCGAGGACUACGACGACUGCAUCACUUUCGACUUCAACAAGAAGUACGACGAGAUAUUCGGCACUUCCCAUAGCUAA
Messenger RNA from Diutina rugosa, 2976 nucleotides. RefSeq lists its product as uncharacterized. The record is from RefSeq and is a predicted model, not a curated record. Gene Ontology annotation, biological process: lipid catabolic process. Gene Ontology annotation, molecular function: triacylglycerol lipase activity. Bases 1 to 2976 code for a protein of 991 amino acids. The transcript is spliced from 2 exons. NCBI's taxonomy places the organism in Eukaryota, Fungi, Ascomycota, Pichiomycetes, Serinales, Debaryomycetaceae.